CCCUCCUCUCUUAAAAUUAGUGGUUGGGGGGGAAACACUCAAGGCGUUCCACCUCCUCACGGCAGCAAAACAUUAGUCAUCUACAAACUUCAAGAGCGCGCAGCGAAAGUUCCCCCUGCAACGACUUAACGGCCAGAGGAUAGUGCCGAGAGAAGACAGACAGAACAGACCGAUCCUUCGAGAGUUGGAGUGCGAGAAUGGCGGAGAGUAGGCAUGAUUCCUGCACACUUUCAAAUUGGGACAUGUAGAUUUAGUUCAGUAGCAGCUCUGGCGCAAUUAACUUUUCCUCAAACAAACAAAACGGAAUAGCGUGUUAGAAAUAGACAGUGGAGGAGUUGGACGCUUCGAGGACACCGUAUUGUCUACUCUCCCCCCUCAUCUCGAGAUGAGCUGUCAGCGGGGAUUGCGGUGGUUGCUCUUAUUCGCUGUCUUGCAAGUGGGUUUACCCCGGGAGACCCGAGAGAAGCCGCGGCAUUGUGACAAGCCGAAAUCGCAGAGCGACAUGAACUCCUUCCUGUGGACGGUGAAGCGCGACCCUCCCUCUCCCCCCUCCUACCUAUUUGGGACCAUCCACGUGCCUUACACCCGCGUGUGGGACUUCAUCCCGGAGAGCUCCAGGCAGGCCUUCCAGACCAGCUCCAAUGUCUUCUUUGAGCUGGACCUGACCGACCCCCUGACCAUCUCCAAGCUGACCAGCUGCCAGCUGCUGCCCAACGGGGAGAACUUGCAGAUGCUGCUACCGCGCGACCUCUACCGGCGGCUCAAGCGGCACCUGGACUACGUCAAGCACAUGAUGCCCUUUUGGAUGACGGCGGAUCAGCGCGGGCGCGGCCUCUACGCCGACUACCUCUUCAACGCCAUCGCCGGCAACUGGGAGCGCAAGCGGCCCGUGUGGGUGAUGCUGAUGGUGAACUCGCUGACCGAGGCUGACGUGCGCUCGCGUGGAAUCCCCGUGCUCGACCUCUACCUGGCCCAGGAGGCUGAGCGGGACGGCAAGCACACGGGCGCCGUGGAGCAUGUGGAGGAGCAGUGCCACCCCCUCAACGGACUCAACUUCUCACAGGUGCUGUUUGCGCUGAACCACACCCUGCUGCAGCUCGAGGGCGUCCGCGCGGGCAGUCUGCAGGGCUCCUACACCACCGAGGACCUCAUCACACACUACAACUGCGGAGACCUCGGCUCCAUCAUCUUCAACCACGACACCUCACAGCUCCCUCACUUUAUCAACAGCUCCCUGCCAGCGGACGACAGAAUCACGGCACUGCAGAUCGACAGCUACUUCCGCCAGGAGCUCAUCUACAAGCGCAACGAGCGAAUGGCACAACGUGUCUCCGCCCUGCUGCAGAGGAGCCCCUCCCAAAGCUUCUUCUUCGCCUUCGGAGCAGGUCACUUCCUUGGCAACCACAGCGUCCUGGAGAUCCUGAGGCAGGAGGGUUACCAGGUGGAGCACACGCCGGCUGGGGAGACACUCCCAGAGAGCUGGAGUCCUCCGACGUCGUCGCCGCCGCUGGAAGAAACCACUACGGUGCCUGGCGGGGGGAGCUAUGAGGACGAGGAGGAGGAGGGCGUGACAGCUGGGUGGGAGCUGGAGCCCCCAGAGGAUGAGCUGCCCCACUUGCUGCUGCCGGACAGCCUGAGCCAGCUGGAGGAGUUCGGGAGGCACAAGCGGCCGCGCAAGGCCCACCGCUCCCACGAACGCAAGCGCCUCUUCAGUGACUUAUGGGUGCGCAUGGGGGACAGCAGCACUACCCCUCUCCCGUUCAUCCGAAUAACUAACGGGUACGUGACGGUGGAGCCCCCCUUCCCCCACCAGAAGCAGGAGAGGAGGACGUCGCCCGCCGCCAGGGCCCAGCCCUCGAGCAGCCCCCCGUCCCACCACAGCCUGAACGCUGCAGUGGCCCCCCACGCUGCCCCCACAGCGCUCACCUGCUUCCUGGCAGGCCUCAUCUCAUACCUCUUGUUCACCUCCUGACCACCAGGAGGCUCUCUAUGACCCCCCUCCCCACACACACACACCCAGAGACUUUCCUACCAAGCAUCACCACCUGUGGCCUCAGGCAGUGGACAUGGCGUUGUGUGCGACCCUCAAGAUGGAGCAUCUCGUUUGCCAUCUCUGGCUGUGUACCAAGGGUAAAGAUAAGAUCCUUUGAAGUUCGCAAGAAGUGUAGCAGCAGGAGUUGGUCUAACACAAAUUGUGCAUAAUUGAAGGAUCAAGGACGUUUUUGAAGGUGAUUUUUAAAAAAAGUGGUGUUGUUUUAUGAGGGGUAUAUCAGUCAAAGGCAGGAUAUAAUUAGUGAGUUACAACACCAGCACAAGUUCAGUCUGAAUGUUGUUGAACUGUUAAAAAUAGCGACACUAAUAUCAAUUUCUGAUGAUAUAAUAAUUAAGUCACCAAUGUAAUGUAUGAUAGACAUAGGAAGAGAUAACAGAGUCGACCUAUUUUGUAAAUUGUGCAUUUUGUUCAUAAAAAAGUAUUGUAUAUUUAUUAUUUCUUAAAGAGUAUAUUUUCAUGUCUUUGUCAAAUAUUGAAAAAAAUAAAGUAUUGAAUAGUCAUUGUGUCUGUCUAUAGGUAAUGUUGACGAGCUAUUAUUAAAAAAUGUAAACGUUAUAAAUGCGUCUAUGAGUGUGUUUGCAACAUAUAGCAGUUCUCAUCUGUAAUGUGGCCGUUAGAAUCUGUCUUUGGAUUGACUGAUAGCGUCAUCUAUUGGUAUUUAGAGGCAUUACACAUUCAUGUUGUUUGCUAAAUUGACACGAAGACGUAAACGUGAAAAUGAGAAGGAGCAAGAAGCCUGUAAAGAUGGUCUUGUCACAUAAUCUACCAUCUCAAAACAACAAAUAGGAUAGGCCUAUGUCAACCUUGGUCUGUUUCAAAACUUGUUCUUGAAUGCGAUAUGAAAUGUUUGACUCACCUCACUCCAAGUUCUCCACGCUCCAAGAGUCGUCAACAUUCACGCAGUUGGUAAGACACAUUUUAAUUUUGUACCCCUGUCUAUAAGAGUAUGUUCAUAAUAGCGCAUUUCAAAGCAAAAAGCUAAAAGAAAUCCACAAUGGCAAAGACGUUACUGACACGCUACAACACCGCCACCAGAUGGCGUUUGUGGACUAUAGGAAAACUGAAACGUCGAAAGUAUAUCCCACAAAUACAGUUCGUAAAACGC
This is a messenger RNA of Clupea harengus (Atlantic herring), 3158 nucleotides long. RefSeq names its product TraB domain containing 2B (gene trabd2b). Gene Ontology annotation, cellular component: organelle membrane; plasma membrane. NCBI's taxonomy places the organism in Eukaryota, Metazoa, Chordata, Actinopteri, Clupeiformes, Clupeidae. The record is from RefSeq and is a predicted model, not a curated record. Gene Ontology annotation, molecular function: metalloendopeptidase activity; Wnt-protein binding. Gene Ontology annotation, biological process: negative regulation of Wnt signaling pathway.